Molecule: messenger RNA, 9042 nt
Organism: Lates calcarifer (barramundi perch)
Lineage: Eukaryota; Metazoa; Chordata; Actinopteri; Centropomidae
Exons: 22
Coding region: 513-7769 (2418 amino acids)
Molecular function (GO): protein binding
Source: RefSeq, a predicted model, not a curated record
GCAGGUUGAAGAACCGUCAGGUGAGACGAUUACAAGGAAAAUAUAUAUUUUUUUUACCUCAUUGAACGCGUCGUCGUCCCUGUUGUUUGUAGUAACAGUGUCAGAAAGCGUUAUAGUUUAAAUCCCGUUCGCACCUUAAGCUGUAAGUGACUGUAGAAAAUUAGGAGCAACUUAUUCAACCGUUUAUUUCCGUUUAAAGCGGCUGACAGUUACUGCGCAGAUUUUAAUGCAGAGUUCGAAAGUUGUCGAAGUUUAACGAAACGAACUGUAGAGGCGAACAGAGAAAACCAGGAGAAAAGUUAGUUUUCUAUGACUCCAGCAACUACAGAGACAGGAACAAGAGAAGAAAAUAACCGUCAGUGAACACACCCGAGUAAAUAAGAGGACGAAUAAAACAGGGAGAAACACUGAAAGUGAAAGUAUGAAGUCAGUCCAGACGCCAUUUUGACUCCACAGCAGAAAUAAACAGGACGUGUGCAGGUGUUACAGGUUUACCUCUCAGACCAGAGAAGAUGAAUGAUUUGGAGGAAGAGGAGGACAGAGCAGAGUCUCCAGGAUCCAGCUGUCUGUCUUUGAAGAGUGACUGGUCCAAAAAUUUUAAUCCUCCACUCUUCAGUAAUGAACCUGGACCCUCAGACACAAACAGUCAUCAGACACAGUUUCCACUAGAGAAGAAGAGGAGUGGUGUCUCUGUGGAGGAGCAGCUGUCCUGCUGUGAUCUGUGUCAGGACGUCCUGAAGGAUCCAGUCUCUACCACCUGUGGACACUGGUUCUGCAGACAGUGCAUCACCUCAUACUGGGACCAGUCUGGUCCCUCAGGAGACUCCUCCUGUCCCCAGUGUGGACAAAGAUCCAGACCUGUACUGCAGACAGCCAGUCAGACCAGCACUGUAUGGGGCUGCUGUGGCUCAGGAGUCGCCCACCAAUCAAAAGAUAGUGGUCUGCAGGAGGUUUUAGAUGAACAUAAGAUCAGUCUGAGGAGGAGAUGUGAACGUGUGACUGAAGGAACUGAUGGAACAGGAAGUAGAACCCUCCUCAACAGGAUCUACACUGAGCUCUACAUCACAGAGGGACAGAGUGAAGAGGUUAAUACCCAACAUGAGGUGAGGCAGCUGGAGACAGCUUCCAAGGAGAAGACCCUCUAUGACACUCCAAUCAGGUGCCAGGACAUCUUUAAAGCCUUACCUGACCAAAAGAGACAGAAACAGACAGGCAGACAGAGAAAGAGACGCAUGGCAGACAAACAGACACAGACAGAGAGACUCAGAGUGAUUCUGACCAACGGCGUCGCUGGUGUUGGAAAAACCUUCUCAGUGCAGAAGUUCACUCUGGACUGGGCAGAGGGCUUGGAAAACCAAGAUGUCAGUCUGCUGGUUCUGCUUUCGUUCAGGGAGCUGAACCUGAUCAGAGAUGAGCAGUACAGUCUUCUCACACUGCUCCAUGUUUUCCAUCCAACAUUACAGAAGGUCACAGCAGAGAAGCUGGCUGUCUGUAAAGUUCUGUUCAUCUUUGACGGCCUGGAUGAAAGCAGACUUUCACUGGAUUUCAACAACAGGAAGGUUGUGUCUGACGUCACACAGAAGUCAUCAGUCAACGUGCUGCUGACAAACCUCAUCCAGGGGAAUCUGCUUCCCUCGGCUCUGGUCUGGAUAACUUCCAGACCUGCAGCGGCCAAUCAGAUCCCUCCUUCAUGUGUUGACAGGGUAACAGAAGUACGAGGCUUCACUGACCCACAGAAGGAGGAGUACUUCAGGAGGAGAUCCAGUGAUGAAGAGCUGUCCAACAGAACCAUCUCACACAUCAAGACCUCCAGGAGCCUCCACAUCAUGUGUCAAAUCCCAGUCUUCUGCUGGAUCACUGCUACAGUUCUGGAGCACAUGUUGACUACAGAGCAGAGAGGAGAGCUGCCCAAGACCCUGACUGACCUGUACUCACACUUCCUGCUGGUUCAGACAAAGAGGAAGAAGAACAAGUACCAUGAGGGACAUGAGACGAGUCCACAGGAGCUGACGGAGGCUGACAGGGAAGUUCUUCUGAAGCUGGGGAGGCUGGCGUUUGAACAUCUGGAGAAAGGAAACAUCAUGUUCUACCAAGAAGACCUGGAGCAGUGUGGUCUUGAUGUGACAGAGGCCUUGGUGUACUCAGGAGUUUGUACAGAGAUCUUCAAAAGAGAGAGUGUGAUCUUCCAGAAAACAGUCUACUGCUUUGUUCAUCUGAGCGUUCAGGAGUUUCUGGCUGCAGUCUACAUGUUCCACUGUUUCACCAACAGGAACACACAGGUACUGAAGAAGUUCCUGGGAAAAGACAGGAACAAUACAAACUAUAAACUGUCUCUGGAAGAUGAGAAAUAUGUUGACAGGGUCGUAUGGUCCUCAGAAGAUGAUGACGGCCAAUAUUCUGAUGGUGGCAGUGACAAGUCUCUGGGUGACUUCCUGGGAAAAGACUGGAACAACACAAACGAUAAACUGUCUCUGGAAGAUGAGAAAUAUGUUGACAGGGUCGUAUGGUCCUCAGAAGAUGAUGAUGGCCAAUAUUCUGAUGGUGGCAGUGACAAGUCUCUGGGAAAAAAGUCUCUGAGAAAAAACUGGAUCAACUCAAACCAUAACCUGUCUCUGGAUGACUUCCUGAGGAGAGUCAUGGAGAAAUCCCUUGAAAGUGAAAAUGGCCACCUGGACCUGUUUGUUCGCUUCCUUCAUGGCCUCUCUCUGGAGUCCAACCAGAGACUCUUAGGAGGCCUGCUGGGUCAGACAGAGAACAGUCCAGAAAUCAUCCAGAGAGCCAUCAACAACCUGAAGAAGAUGAACGUGUCCAACACCUCUCCUGACAGAAGCAUCAACAUCUUCCACUGUCUGAUGGAGAUGAACGACCACUCAGUCCAUCAGGAGAUCCAAGAGUUCCUGAAGUCAGAGAACAGAUCAGAGAAGGAACUCUCUGUGAUCCAGUGCUCAGCUCUGGCCUACAUGCUGCAGAUGUCAGAGGAGGUUCUGGAUGAGUUGGACCUGAUGAAGUACAAGACAUCAGAGGAGGGACGACGGAGACUGAUCCCAGCUGUGAGGAACUGCAGAAAGGCUCGACUUGUUAACUGUCGACUCUCAGAGAUUCACUGUGAAGUCGUGGCCUCAGCUCUGAAGUCCAACCCCUCCCAUCUGACAGAACUGGACCUGAGUGGAAACUGGGACCUGCAGGAUUCAGGAGUGAAGAUACUGUCCUCAGGACUGGGGAGUCCAAACUGUAGACUGGAGACUCUGAGGUUGCUUGACUGCAGGUUGUCAGAGAUCAGCUGUUCUUCUCUGGUCUCAGCCCUGAAGUCCAACCCCUCCCAUCUGAGAGAUCUGGACCUGACUAACAAUGACCUGCAGGAUUCAGGAGUGAAGAAGUUGUGUGGCUUUCUGCAGAGUCCAGACUGUAGACUGGAGACUCUGAGGUUGAUGAACUGCAGGUUGUCAGAGAUCAGCUGUUCUUCUCUGGUCUCAGCUCUGAAGUCCAACCCCUCCCAUCUGAGAGACCUGGACCUGAGUCUCAACUACCUGCAGGAUUCAGGAGUGAAGGAGCUGUGUGGUUUUCUGCAGAGUCCAGACUGUAGACUGGAGACUCUGAGGUUGAGGGGCUGCAGGUUGUCAGAGAUCAGCUGUUCUUCUCUGGUCUCAGCUCUGAAGUCCAACCCCUCCCAUCUGAGAGAUCUGGACCUGACUAACAACAACAAGCUGCAGGAUUCAGGAGUGAAGGAGCUGUGUGGUUUUCUGCAGAGUCCAGACUGUAGACUAAAGACUCUGAGGUUGGAGAACUGCAGUUUGUCAGAAAUCAGCUGUUCUUCUCUGGCCUCAGCUCUGAAGUCCAACCCCUCCCAUCUGAGACAUCUGGACCUGAGUAACAUCUACCUGCAGGAUUCAGGAGUGAAGGAGCUGUGUGGUUUUCUGCAGAGUCCAGACUGUAGACUGGAGACUGUGAGGUUGAGGUUCUGCAGGUUGUCAGAGAUCAGCUGUUCUUCUCUGGCCUCAGCUCUGAAGUCCAACCCCUCCCAUCUGAGAGAACUGGACCUGAGCUACAACUAUCUGCAGGAUUCAGGAGUGAAGGAGCUGUGUGGUUUUCUGCAGAGUCCAGACUGUAGACUGGAGACUCUGAGGUUGAAGAACUGCAGUUUUUCAGAGAUCAGCUGUUCUUCUCUGGUCUCAGCUCUGAAGUCCAACCCCUCCCAUCUGAGAGAUCUGGACCUGACUAACAACAACUACCUGCAGGAUUCAGGAGUGAAGGAUCUGUGUGGUUUUCUGCAGAGUCCAGACUGUAGACUGGAGACUCUGAGGUUGAGGGACUGCAGUUUGUCAGAAAUCAGCUGUUCUUCUCUGGUCUCAGCUCUGAAGUCCAACCCCUCCCAUCUGAGAGAACUGGACCUGAGCUACAACAAGCUGCAGGAUUCAGGAGUGAAGGAGCUGUGUGGUUUUCUGCAGAGUCCAGACUGUAGACUGGAGACUCUGAGGAUGAUGAACUGCAGGUUGUCAGAGAUCAGCUGUUCUUCUCUGGUCUCAGCUCUGAAGUCCAACCCCUCCCAUCUGAGAGAUCUGGACCUGAGUGGAAACAACGACCUGCAGGAUUCAGGAGUGAAGGAUCUGUGUGGUUUUCUGCAGAGUCCAGACUGUAGACUGGAGACUCUGGGGUUGAGUUACUGCAGGUUGUCAGAGAUCAGCUGUUCUUCUCUGGUCUCAGCUCUGAAGUCCAACCCCUCCCAUCUGAGAGAUCUGGACCUGAGCUGGAACAACCUGCAGGAUUCAGGAGUGAAGGAGCUGUGUGAUCUUGUGCAGAGUCCAGACUGUAGACUGGAGACUCUGAGUGUUACAGGUUUACCUCUCAGACCAGAGAAGAUGAAGGAUUUGGAGGAAGAGGAGGACAGAGCAGAGUCUCCAGGAUCCAGCUGUCUGUCUAUGAAGAGUGACUGGUCCAAAGAUUUUCCUCCAGACUUCAGUAAUGAACCUGGACCCUCAGACACAAACAGUCAUCAGACACAGUUUCCACUAGAGAAGAAGAGGAGUGGUGUCUCUGUGGAGGAGCAGCUGUCCUGCUGUGAUCUGUGUCAGGACGUCCUGAAGUAUCCAGUCUCUACCAGCUGUGGACACUGGUUCUGCAGACAGUGCAUCACCUCAUACUGGGACCAGUCUGGUCCAUCAGGAGACUCCUCCUGUCCCCAGUGUGGAAAAAGAUCCAGAACAAGACCUGUACUGCAGACAGCCAGUCAGACCAGCACUAUACAAACAGAUAGUGGUCUGCAGGAGGUUUUAGAUGAACAUAAGAUCAGUCUGAGGAGGAGAUGUGAACGUGUGACUGAAGGAACUGAUGGAACAGGAAGUAGAACCCUCCUCAACAGGAUCUACACUGAGCUCUACAUCACAGAGGGACAGAGUGAAGAGGUUAAUACCCAACAUGAGGUGAUGCAGCUGGAGACAGCUUCCAAGAAGAAGACCCUCCAUGACACUCCAAUCAGGUGCCAGGACAUCUUUAAAGCCUUACCUGACCAACAGAGACACAUCAGAGUGGUUCUGACCAACGGCGUCGCUGGAGCUGGAAAAACCUUCUCAGUGCAGAAGUUGACUCUGGACUGGGCAGAGGGCUUGGAAAACCAAGAUGUCAGUCUGCUGGUUCUGCUUUCGUUCAGGGAGCUGAACCUGAUCAGAGAUAAGAAGCACAGUCUUCUCACACUGCUCCAUGUUUUCCAUCCAACAUUACAGAAGGUCACAGCAGAGAAGCUGGCUGUCUGUAAAGUUCUGUUCAUCUUUGACGGCCUGGAUGAAAGCAGACUUUCACUGGAUUUCAACAACAGGAAGGUUGUGUCUGACGUCACACAGAAGUCAUCAGUCAACGUGCUGCUGACAAACCUCAUCCAGGGGAAUCUGCUUCCCUCGGCUCUGGUCUGGAUAACUUCCAGACCUGCAGCGGCCAAUCAGAUCCCUCCUUCAUGUGUUGACAGGGUAACAGAAGUACGAGGCUUCACUGACCCACAGAAGGAGGAGUACUUCAGGAGGAGAUCCAGUGAUGAAGAGCUGUCCAACAGAACCAUCUCACACAUCAAGACCUCCAGGAGCCUCCACAUCAUGUGUCAAAUCCCAGUCUUCUGCUGGAUCACUGCUACAGUUCUGGAGCACAUGUUGACUACAGAGCAGAGAGGAGAGCUGCCCAAGACCAUGACUGACCUGUACUCACACUUCCUGCUGGUUCAGACAAAGAGGAAGAAGAACAAGUACCAUGAGGGAAAUAAAGAAAAGAAAAAGAGGAAGAGGAAGAGGAAGAGUCCACAGGAGCUGACGGAGGCUGACAGGGAAGUUCUUCUGAAGCUGGGGAGGCUGGCGUUUGAACAACUGGAGAAAGGAAACAUCAUGUUCUACCAAGAAGACCUGGAGCAGUGUGGUCUUGAUGUGACAGAGGCCUUGGUGUACUCAGGAGUUUGUACAGAGAUCUUCAAAAGAGAGAGUGUGAUCUUCCAGAAAACAGUCUACUGCUUUGUUCAUCUGAGCGUUCAGGAGUUUCUGGCUGCAGUCUACAUGUUCCACUGUUUCACCAACAGGAAGACACAGGUACUGGAGGACUUCAUGGGAAAACAACAUGUUGAUUCAACCCUGGAUGUCUUUCUGAGAGGAGCAGUAAAAACAUCCCUGAGGAGUAAAAAUGGCCACCUGGACCUGUUUGUUCGCUUCCUUCAUGGCCUCUCUCUGGAGUCCAACCAGAGACUCUUAGGAGGCCUGCUGGGUCAGACAGAGAACAGUCCAGAAAUCAUCCAGAGAGCCAUCAACAACCUGAAGGGGAUGAAUAUUAACAACACCUCUCCUGAUAGAAGCAUCAACAUCUUCCACUGUCUGAUGGAGAUGAACGACCACUCAGUCCAUCAGGAGAUCCAAGAGUUCCUGAAGUCAGAGAACAGAUCAGAGAAGAAACUCUCUGUGAUCCAGUGCUCAGCUCUGGCCUACAUGCUGCAGAUGUCAGAGGAGGUUCUGGAUGAGUUGGACCUGAACAAGUACAAGACAUCAGAGGAGGGACGACGGAGACUGAUCCCAGCUGUGAGGAACUGCAGAAAGGCUCGACUUUCUGGCUGUGGACUCUCAGAGGCUCACUGUGAAGUUGUGGCCUCAGCUCUGAAGUCCAACCCCUCCCAUCUGACAGAACUGGACCUGAGUGGAAACAAAAUGAAGAAUUCAGUGGUGAAGCUGGUGUCUGUUGGACUGGAGAGUCCAAACUGUAGACUGGACCAUCUGAGGUUGAGGGACUGCAGUUUGUCUGAGAUCAGCUGUUCUUCUCUGGCCUUAGCUUUGAAGUCCAACCCCUCCCAUCUCAGAGAUCUGGAGCUGGGUAACAAUGAGCUGCAGGAUUCAGGAGUGAAGGAGCUGUGUGGUUUUCUGCAGAGUCCAGACUGUAGACUGGAGACUCUGAGGUUGUGGAACUGCAGUUUGUCAAAGAUCAGCUGUUCUUCUCUGGUCUCAGCUCUGAAGUCCAACCCCUCCCAUCUGAGAGAACUGGACCUGAGCUACAACAACCUGCAGGAUUCAGGAGUGAAGAAGUUGUGUGGUUUUCUGCAGAGUCCAGACUGUAGACUGGAGACUCUGGGGUUGAUGAACUGCAGUUUGUCAGAGAUCAGCUGUUCUUCUCUGGUCUCAGCUCUGAAGUCCAACCCCUCCCAUCUGAGAGAACUGGACCUGAGCUACAACAAGCUGCAGGGUUCAGGAGUGAAGGAGCUGUGUGGUUUUCUGCAGAGUCCAGACUGUAGACUGAAGACUCUGAGCUGGAAGUGAGGAUGAGCUGUGUCCUGAUGAUCCAGAUGUUGAAGCAGCAGCAGCAGCAGCUUGUGUGUAGAGAGGCUCUGACUGGACCAUGUUACUGGGAGGUAGAGUGGAGAGGAGAGCUUCAUCCAGCAGUGACUGACAGAGGAAUCAGAAGAAGUGGAGAUGACUCUCAGUGCUGCAGUCUGAACUGAUCUGAGAACAGCUCCACUGUCAGACACAGAGUCCAGUCCACCAUCAUCCCUGUGUGUUCCUCUGGAUCUGACAGAGCAUCAUCAGUGUGUCUGGACUUCAACUUGAUAACGUUGAGCUGAAGUUAAUCUCAAGCUUCAGCAGUGUUACACAAAUCAAGUCAUUCUCUUCCACAGUUCCAGUCUGUUUGUGUUGCUCUCAACAGUUUCCUGGCUGAGCUUCACAAAGAGGGAAUUUCAUUCUGAAAUCACUUGAACUUUGGACCAUUAGUUGAACUCAGACUGUUGAAGCCUCAUGUUCUCUUCAGCUCAACUUCACACUGUAUUAUUGUACAGGAGGAACAUGUUGUUUUUAUCCUCCAUCUCUUCCAUUAACGUUGUGUUAAAUCUUCAUCUGUCCAUUAUAAUGGUGAGUCAACAAGUAUCAUGGAUUUCAUUCGUCACUAACUAACUGCACUUUAAAUCACUUUAUGUUGAAUAAUGUGUUUUUAUAUUUACCUUCUGUUUCUUUACUAACUAAUCUUUGGUGUUGAGUUCUGGUGUUUUUAUAGCAGAAUAUUAUUACAUUUAUAUUUACUCAUUUGACAGAUGCUUUUAUCCAAAGUGACUUAUAAGUGAAGGACAACACCAAAGCUUCAGUGCAGAUUCUCUGACUAUAAAUGGAGGAUCUGUCUGAUCUUUAUACUGUAAAACACUAAAAAACACAGUUACUAUGAAAAGAAGAAAAGGUUGAUGUGCUGUUUUUUGGUAUUUAGUCAUAACAACCUCCUCCAAUCAGAGGUGGAGUGCAGCCUGAGAGGUAAAACCCAGGACUGAAAAAGUCCCCAAAUCACUGGCUGCUGCUUGUAAAGGUUGUUGCUGCAGAUGUACAGUAGUAAAGCCAAACCCAGGUGAGUGUGUCACCAUUUGAAUCAGCUCCUCUCUCAUGUCAUCAGCUGCACAGUCAGAGGACACUGCAGAGAGGUUUUAGUGAGGAAAUGACAGUGACAGUCAUUGAAAUGGUCUGCAGCUCUGUACUUCUGUCAUCAACACUCUGCUUCUUUGUUCACUGACGUUGGAUGUGACAUGAUGUUAAAAAUAAAGUGUAGAUUUCA